This is a messenger RNA of Iphiclides podalirius (scarce swallowtail), 930 nucleotides long. The record is from the annotation of a GenBank genome assembly. Lineage: Eukaryota; Metazoa; Arthropoda; Insecta; Lepidoptera; Papilionidae.
AUGGCUACAUCGCCACCUAUCAUCAGCGUUCAAGCGUCCAACUUAAUCAGACGUUGUUUGUUUUUUCUAUACGCGCUCAAUGCUGUCGUUACGGUUUUUGGCGAGGACGUAACGAUAACUGGAAUAUCUGACGAUUUGAUCUCGGAGCUGUAUUCGAAGUACAAGGAAGCCGUGGAAGAUGAUUCAACUGUUACCACGCGUCGGAUUCACACUCGGAACCAUCAUUUUAAGAUUCACAUCAAGAAGUUAAAAGCGGUCAACGGUUUGAAACUGCACAAUUUAAUGAUAAAAGAAGAAGCGGCAAGUGAAACCAAUCCAUUGAUUUAUAUCGACAACCCCGUUGAAUCGAAAAUUCCCAACGCAUAUCUUACUUUGGAGGAGUUUAAAAAAGCUCUCACCAAUCGCAUCAUGAGCCAAAGAGAAGAACUGACAAUCGUGUCAAACUAUGCCCUUCGGACACCGAAAGUAGUACAAACAAUACCAAGGAAAUGGUCCGAUAAGAACAAUAAAACAUUAGUUUUAAUAAAUAAAAAAACACCAUCAACAAAAUCAAUCCAGCAAACAAAGAAUUUAAUGAAAACCUCAAUCGAAGGUACAAAUAAGUGGGAAGGUACAAAUAAUUUUGUAACACAACAAAUAGAAAAUGUUACUUCGAUAUUGCAAGUAAAUCAAACAACACAAAGUCUAGAAAGAUCUACAGAUAGUACCACAGAAUUGAUCUCUAAGGAAACAAGCACAGAGAGUACUUCUGAAGUAAGUUUAACUUCAUUGAUACUAGAAAGCUCUACGAUGACAACUACAACCACAGAGUUCAUCACUGAGGUAACAAGUAAAGAAAGUUCUAGAAUAGAUAAAGAAGUUACUAAAACAACGACUAGAAGAACACGGCGAACCUUAGGGCGGCCCCUCGUUUUCAUGGGAAGGAACAGA